GCGUGGAUCAGUAUUUUGUCUGAUGUGGAUGUGAUGCACGGAUUGAGUCGUGCAAUGUGGUGGAAGUGGAAAGAAGAGGUCCUGCUCAGGAAAUGGAUGUGGGGUAGAAAGUCUGCGGAGAAUCACCCAAAACUUCGAAACAGACACAGCCCUCGAGCCUUUGAACCUCGCCAGCUCCUCCUCUUACUCAGGAUGAAGACAUUUGUUGUUUUGCUACUCGUGAUAUUUCUGGAGGGAAAGACGGGGGAAUGUGCAGAGAGUGUGAAUGUGAGGCUGGUGAAUGGCAACAGCCCGUGUGCCGGGAGAGUAGAGCUUUACCACAGAGGAGAAUGGGGCACAGUGGAUGGCUUUGGCGGUUGGAAUAUGAAGGCAGCGGCUGUUGUGUGUAAGGAGCUGAGCUGUGGAAAAGCGCUCUCAGCCCCCAGAGGCGCUUACUUUGGCAAAGGAUCAGGCUGUGUUGUGGCGUAUAAUGUUCAAUGCAGAGGGUUCGAGUCUGCUCUGCGAUCUUGUCCUUCAGGGGCCUGGGGUCACAAUUACUGGUCACACUCCUUCGAUGUCGGCGUCAUCUGCUCAGGAAGUAAACCACCCAGACUGGUGAAUGGAGGCAAUCGCUGUGUGGGGAGAGUAGAGAUGUACACCAAUGACACUUGGGGAACACUUUGUGGCGAGACCCUGAACAUGGAGAUGGCAGGAUAUAUUUGUAAAUAUUUGGAAUGUGGAUUUGCUGUAUCAGCCUCAGGUGACGCUCGCUUUGGAAAAGGAUCGGGGCCUGUGGUUGGUUGGCCUGACUGCGGACACGUACAGGACGGUGGGAUAUUCUGUUCAGAUCCGCUCCAGAAACCCAACAUUUCUAUGAAGCCAGAUUCCCGGGGGUUUGUGAGAGGGGAAAGUGUUGAAAUCUCAUGUUCUGGGAGUUAUCCUGGCAGCAAUUUCUCUUUAUACAGAAACGGCGACUUUAUCAUCUCACAAUCAUCUCCAGAGAAUAACAACACGGCCACUUUCACCCCAUCGGAGAUCAUUGCAGGAAAUUACUCAUGUAAAUAUACUACGCACAUAGACGGCCGAGAGUUAACAUCGCCAGAGAGCGAGGGAAUGAGAAUCUCUCUGUCUGGUACCUUCACUACUCAGGGAAUUGUGAACGUCGCCCGCCUCAUAGUGGUUAUCACAUUGCCUCUGGUAAUUAUUUUCCUGCUAGUGAUUCAAUAUCGGCCAAUAAAGAAAGAUAACAGUGAAGAAAGGGUUAUUGAAGACACGACCUGACGUCUCCACUGAUCUCCUCGUGGCUCUCAGAAUCCAGCACGUCUUCAGCUUAUCCUCAGUCUCAGAUCGUAGAAUCUUUCUCUUACUCUUGAUAAUAUUUCCUGCCUUUGCCUUUGACUAACACACAUUGCGCCACUCACUUCCCAGUUCUCUGUGUGUCUCCUUUACCAUUCUGGAGGAGGUGAAUUCGGCCCCUUGAGGACUGAGUGGCUAAAUGCACCUGACAAUAAUAACAAUAACCAUUCCCACAUUUGGUGUUGCAGUCUUCACAUCAGGAAAACUUCUCAAAGCACCUUUCAAGAUUUACUUUUCAAAGACAAGGUAUCUUUCGGAUGAACGUGAAAGCUAAUCUUUGCAGAGCUAUUUCAAAGAAUCAGUCAUCAAAUUAGUGAAACCAUAGUAUCGGGAUUUAUUUUGUAGACAAACAAACAUAUUUUAUGAAAUGUCUUUGCAGUGGUUUAAGAUGAAACAGCUCUUUCUAUAUGAUCAUACUUAGCACAUCAAUGGAUGUCUGAGGGAAAUGGAUUUUGACUUGGGGAGUAAAGGAUUGAGGGGUCAGGUGGAAAUGGAUGGAGACGUACAAUGUCAAAAAUUAUACAAUCACAUAGCACAUUUCACAUCACGGAAUUUCCUGAAAAUUAUAUAGACAGCUGAAUAAACUUGUACAUAAUGCCCUGUCCUAUUCAACUCGCUCCCAGGUAUAUAUCCAACCUCCUCUUACUUGCUUAAACUAUCCAUUGCAACUGAGCGUUUCACAAAUAUAUUGAUAAACAGAUGAUAAUUUUAACCCUGGGUAUGGAGCCUAUCGUACCCGGAGAAUGUCUCAAAACGCUUUAUAUAAUAUACUGUUAAUUGUAGUGA
Messenger RNA from Callorhinchus milii (elephant shark), 2121 nucleotides. RefSeq names its product deleted in malignant brain tumors 1 protein-like. NCBI's taxonomy places the organism in Eukaryota, Metazoa, Chordata, Chondrichthyes, Chimaeriformes, Callorhinchidae. The record is from RefSeq and is a predicted model, not a curated record. The transcript has 7 exons. Gene Ontology annotation, cellular component: membrane. The coding region runs from base 34 to 1260 and encodes 408 amino acids.